AGUUGAGUUCCUUUAACUGAACAAGCAACAAUACCCAAGAUGAAGUUCCUGAUCAUCCUUGCCCUGGCCGUGGCCGCCUCCGCUUUCCCCGAGCCGGAGCUGCAGCACCGCAGCCGCGAGAUGCCCGUGGUGGGUAACAUCGAAGGUCGCAUCACCGGAGGAAGCGUCGCCUCCGUCGGCCAGUUCCCCUACCAGGUGGGACUUUCCCUGAGGUUGAGUGCUCUGUCCAGUGCCUGGUGCGGUGGUUCCCUGAUCGGCAACCAAUGGGUGUUGACCGCUGCUCACUGUACCGAUGGUGUUCAGUCCGUGACUGUCUACCUGGGCGCCACCGUGCGUACCUCCGCCGAGGUUACCAGCACCGUCGCCAGCUCCGAUAUCAUCAUCCACUCCGGCUGGAACAGCAAUAACCUGCGCAACGACAUCUCCCUGAUCAAGAUCCCCGCCGUCACCUACUCCACCAAGAUCCAAGCUGCCAAACUGCCAAGCAUCGCCAGCUCCUACUCGACCUACGCCGGCGAGACCGCUGUCGCCUCCGGAUGGGGACGCACCAGCGACUCCUCCAGCAGCGUGGCUACCAACCUUCAGUACGUCGAUUUGACAGUGAUCACCAACUCCGUGUGCGCCAACACCUACGGCACCUCGAUCGUGACCUCCUCCAACAUCUGCGUUGCCACCACCAAUGGCAAGUCCACCUGCAACGGUGACUCCGGCGGUCCUCUGGUCCUCAAGUCCUCCUCCGUCCAGAUCGGUCUUACCUCUUUCGGUGCUGCUGCCGGUUGCGAGAAGGGCUACCCCGCUGCUUUCACCCGUGUGACCAGCUACUUGGACUGGAUCAAGAGUAACACUGGCAUCAGCAACUAAGCACAUCAAAAAAAUUAAUAAAACGAUUAUUGACUAAAA
This is a messenger RNA of Drosophila yakuba, 900 nucleotides long. RefSeq names its product serine protease 1. Lineage: Eukaryota; Metazoa; Arthropoda; Insecta; Diptera; Drosophilidae. The transcript is spliced from 2 exons. Gene Ontology annotation, biological process: proteolysis. The record is from RefSeq and is a predicted model, not a curated record. Bases 40 to 861 code for a protein of 273 amino acids. Gene Ontology annotation, molecular function: serine-type endopeptidase activity.